AUGUGCCCCCCACCACAGCACCGUCCCCACCGCCCCCCUCUCCCACCUCGGGAGCCCUCGGGGGGGCACAGGGGCAGCCCCCCUCGCCCCGGCCCCGCUGCCCGGGGUGUCCCUGAGCCCUGGGGUGGGACACGUGGCCCGGGAGUGACCCUGGGGCCGCCUGUCGCUUUCCCUGCGGGCGGACGGACGGACGGACGGACGGGUGGCAGGAAAGUGCAGCCGGGGGCCACCUGGGGGGACCACCCCACGUCCCGGGAGCUCUGCCGCCCCCCGGAUCCGGCCCCAUGGGCCCCCCCCGGGCUCCUCCUGGGGCUCCUCCUGGGGCUCCUCCUGGCCCUGGGGGUCGGGGGGACGCCGGAGCCGCCGGGGCCGCUGCCCGAGGAGCAGGAGCACGGGUAUUACCUGCAGCAGCUCUUCGGGCAGUACGGGGCCAACGGGACGCUGCCCUUCGAGGGGCUGGCGAGGCUCCUGGGCAGCCUCGGGCUGGGCCGAGUCCAGGUGGUGCAGAUCCAGCACGAGGAGCUGGGCCACGGCCACGUCAGUCACCUGGACCUGCUCGAGGUGCAGGAGGAGAAGCACCGGCACCGGCACCCGGCCUGGGAGCACGGCGGGGACGCGGCUCCCCCGGCCACCGACCGACCCCACAGCCCCCCGCCCUCCCGGACGCAGAGCUGGGCGAAGCCGGUGCCCACCGAUCCCCCCGGGGCUGGGGACCCCCCCCGGCGGUACCAGCCCACCCUCAGCCUGCUGGGGAGGGUCCUGGGCUUGGAGCACUCCAGCGCCGACCACCCGCACGAUGAUUGCCUCAACGUGACCCAGCUGCUGGUGAACUUCGGGCUGGACUCGGCGUCGCAGCUGACGCCGGAGCAGUUCACCCUCCUGUGCCCGGCCCUGCUCUACCAGAUCGACAGCCGUGUCUGCAUCCAGCACAGCGAUGAGGUGACGCUGCCUCCCCCGGGGGGGGGGCCUGUGGCCAGAUGGACCCCGUGGACCCUCUCCGUGCAUUCCCAUCCCUGGCUCCUCCACCAUCGGCUUCCCAGGUCCCCAUCCCUGGAUCCCUCCAACCCCACCCCUACAAUGACCGUCCCUCCGACCCCAACUCUGGGCUGGGCUCUCCUGGCCGUGGCCUCCGUCAGCCUCCCGUCGGCCCUGGCCGUCGUCCUGGUCCCGCUGCUGAGCCGCGGCUUCUUCCGCUCCCUCCUGGCCUUCCUGGUGGCCCUGGCCGUGGGGACCCUCUGUGGGGACGCCCUGCUCCACCUCUGGCCCCACGUAGGUACCCUCGCGGAGGGGAGGCCCAGGGAGGGCACCAGGAGACGUCGUCGGGGCCGGGGCCCGCGGUGCUGCAGGGGCUGGCGGUGCUGGGGGGGCAUCUACCUGCUCUUCCUGCUGGAGCUGCUCCUGGGGAUGCUGCGGCGCAGGCGGGAGGCCACGGGACACCCCCACGGAGAGACCCCCACGGGGGUCCUGGCACCGUCACGAGGAGGGGCCGAGCUGAGACACCUCAGGGCACCAGACACGGACCCGGAGCUGGAGCUGAGGCCCCACGGACCCCCCCGUGAACCUCCCCACGGACACUCCCACGGCCCCGCGCUGCCCCUCGGCCCCGGGGCCACCGACAUGGUGUGGAUGGUGCUGCUGGGGGACGGGAUCCACAACCUGACGGACGGGCUGGCCAUCGGUGCCGCCUUCUCCCACAGCCUCUCCAGCGGGCUCAGCACCGCGCUGGCCGUGCUCUGCCACGAGCUGCCCCACGAGCUGGGUGACCUGGCGGUGCUGCUUCGGGCUGGCACCGCCCCCCGCUCCGUCCUGCUCCUCAACCUGCUCUCGGCCCUGCUCUCCUGCCUGGGGGUGGUCGUGGGGGUGGCCCUGGGGCACAGCGGGACCCCCCUCACCCCCUGGGUCCUCACCGGCACCGCCGGCAUCUUCCUCUACGUGGCCCUGGCCGACAUGCUCCCCGAGGCUCUCCGAGGAGCCUCCGAGGGUCCCUCCGAGGGCACCUGGAGCCGCUUCCUCCUGCAGAACGUGGGGUUCCUGCUGGGCAGUGGCAUCAUGCUGGGCAUCGCCCUGGCCGAGGGGCACGUCCGCGCCUGGCUGCAGCUCUGAGGGGCUCGGCCAGGGCCAGGACCCCCAACCUGCCCCCGGGACCGGAUUUUUUCACCUCCUGAAGACCCUCAGCGGCAGCCGCUGCCUCGGGAGCCUCGGGCUCAGCCCUUG
Molecule: messenger RNA, 2214 nt
Organism: Neopelma chrysocephalum (saffron-crested tyrant-manakin)
Lineage: Eukaryota; Metazoa; Chordata; Aves; Passeriformes; Pipridae
Product: zinc transporter ZIP5-like
Exons: 12
Coding region: 1-2103 (700 amino acids)
Biological process (GO): zinc ion import across plasma membrane; intracellular zinc ion homeostasis; BMP signaling pathway
Cellular component (GO): membrane
Molecular function (GO): zinc ion transmembrane transporter activity
Source: RefSeq, a predicted model, not a curated record